Plasmodium knowlesi strain H is the source of this 3825-nucleotide messenger RNA. Its product is annotated as conserved Plasmodium protein, unknown function. The coding region runs from base 1 to 3825 and encodes 1274 amino acids. Lineage: Eukaryota; Apicomplexa; Aconoidasida; Haemosporida; Plasmodiidae. The transcript has a single exon. The record is from RefSeq and is a predicted model, not a curated record.
AUGAUGAACCCCAAGGAGGAAACCCACCUUGAGGACGUCCUGCCUAGGAGCACCCGGGGGGGAGCUGUAGAGAAUGUACUGAAGGAAUUCUUCGCCACACACAUUCCGCUAAGUGUGGAAAUGCAGAAAAUGCAAAAGAGCGGGAAUAGAGAAGAAGCCCUAAAAAUGAUGAAAAAUAAUAUGAACAAACUGAUAGACGAAUGCUUCUUUGUGUUGCACAGUAUUAUCACCUGUGCACUGAAAGGCAUUUUAAAGAUCGAGACGAUUGAAGAAGUGCAGUUGUACCAUUUGAUCUACGUGUGGUUCAUUCCUGUUUGUGAAGUAGAAAGGAGGAGAAAAGGGGCAAGUACUUACUGUGAAGGUGCAAAUGGAGCAGAGUUAGAUGAACAGAAGCGAAAAGGCUCAGGAAGAACGAUGAUUACCGAGGUGGAAAGACGCUUUCCAUUCGGAGGGGUCUACCUAAGUGAAUGGAUCAUAACAGGAAUUAACAAAGCCUUGAGCAUGAUACUUUGUGGUAGCGGUUCUCAGCAAGUGUCCCUUGGGAAUUGGUCAUUCGUCCUCGAUUUGAUCAAAUUUGUGUAUGCCGAGGGGGAUAUUUUAUCCAAGUAUCUACGCGGGGGGGUGGUACGUCAAGGAGAGAAUGCAAGACCAACGGAUAGUGGGACCCACAUGGAAAAACGCAACAGUAACGUAAAGGCAAUUGAUGAUAGGGAAAACCACAUGGACACAGCAUUGGAAAAGUAUCAUGCAGAGAUUCACAACAUUAUUAAGGCAUAUUUUAGCCUCCCAUUUGUUCUAUUUAAGUGUAUAACCGAUAUAGGGGUAAAAAAAGGAGAGGACGAAAAGAGAAAGCUGUAUAUCUAUCAGCACAUAAUUCCAGGAGAAUUGAAUGAUGAAGGAUUUUCUAAACAGGCUGUGAAGACUUGUGUCUUCUUUUGGUUGCAUGGAGGAGAAGGUACAGUGAACUACGAAAAGAUGGCCGUGUUAACGAAGCGACUGGUGAACUGCCAUUUGGUGAAUCCCUUUUGUCAGACACUCCUUGCGGGGCUUCUAUUAGUAAGUGGGAGUGACAAGGCGGCCGACGUGGGUGGAAGCUCAGAGGAUGCACUUACCUUAACCCGGAUGAGCGACCUCCUGCAGAAUCUCUUUUAUUACGUGCAUCUGUACUGCCAUGGUGAGUUUGUGGGACAAAAGCUUCUCACCUGCUUAAUUGAGAAUAUUAAUCCCUUUGUUAAGGUUGUUCAAAAUGAAGAGAAACUCUCUUUAUGUUUAUUUAACCGAACAGUGAAGCAUCUUCUUUCUGUAAUUAUCAAACUUUUCUUCUUGUACAAAUGGGAUUUUUACAUUUUGGAAAAAUUCUUCAGCAUCUUCUCCCGUAACUGUUUGCCGCUCAGUUUUUCCCUCACAUUUAUUGAGCUCAUAGGGGAUUUAGUGGGGCCCAACUGGACAGUUUCCAACUUACCGUUCGUGGAUUUCACACAUGAGAAAAAAACGAUUAACUCCAGUGAGGUGAUUCGCGAGAAAAAAAGUUAUCGCGCCGUUGUUCGGCAAUUGAAGGGGGAAGAGAAUCAAAGCACGUAUUGGUGUGUUACAAAUUGCAGUAUGGAUGAACGGAACAUGGUGGGAAUAAUGGCGUUCGAAUUUUUAAAAGAAAUGUUUUUCUUCGUUUUAGGACAGUUUUCCCCAGAUUCUCAGGAGAAAGAUUCUUCCACUUUUGUCCCCAUCAUUUUAAGUAAAUUACUCUACACCUUUAGCAUACACAUGAAUUUUUUAAAUAAAAAGCUUGUUGAGAGUUCGUAUCAUUUUGAAGCACUUUCCGAGGUGGAGUUACACAUAUACAAAUUCAAUUCCCACAACAGUGUAAAGAUAUUUGAAAGGAUUACGACAAUGGUGCGUGAGUUGUUUAAGCGCAAGGAUGAAGUGUCUUUGAUCGGGGGGCAAAUACUGGCUGACCAUUUCAGGCUAUACGUUGAUGGACUAUCCUACAAGGAGGAAAAGAAGCAUUCGCAGACCGAUGAAAAAAUGGGAAAUUGUGAAAACUGUAGGGAGGGAGAUAGUCUCUUCCCCAUUUUGCAAGAGCCAGAAGAGAGAUUCCCAGAAGAACUGAGGUGUUUCAAGGUUAUUAAGCAGAAUGGGUUUGUCUACCUGGACGACCUUAUCUGCACGAGCGACCCGGAGCUGUGUAGCGAGGUUGUAAAAAUGGGUGAAAAAUUGGAUGACGAAUUGGAUGACGAAUUGGGUGACAAAUCUAAUGACAAAAUUGACGGGCUGGUGGUCACCCUGCGGGAACCACUCCCUGACGAAGGGAAGAAGAAAAGAGAAGACGACAUGCUGAUUCGAAAUGCAGAUUCGUUAAUAGACAACGAACUAUACAACAUGAAGGAGAAGCAGUUCCUAGUUGAGUUAGAAUUGGAAAACGAAUUCUACCUCAACGUGGAUAGGAACAAGGAAAUGUAUAUAGACCCCCCGGGAGAUCUAUUCGAAUGUUUGCACAGAAUGAAAAAUAGAGCUAAUUAUAUCGAAAGAAAUGACCAAGAAAUAAAUUACGACCAUUUGAAAUUGAGUGACACAAAGGAGACGUAUGAUGAAGAAAAUUUUCGCAUAAGUCAAGCAGUUGUCUCCUUGCCCAGGUUUAUUAGAAAGGGAGAUGUGUUAACCUAUUUGUGUGUAGAAUUAUAUGAAGCGUUACUUUCGCUAAACCAUGUGAGUUGUCUUCUACGAGAAGGGAAGAGUUCUUUCACUGCAAUCAAACUGUUCGACAUGAUCCUUCUCACCAUCAAUGCACCAAUUGAAAUAUGCAAUUUUGUUUUUAAAAAUAUCUACUCGAAUAUAUACUCGAAUGUACAGAAGAUGGUGAUGCUCUUGUGUUUGCAGUUGUGCGUGAUGUUUCUUUCGGGGCGUGCUACUCUUCGGGAGGUGUUUCAGAGCGCGCGAGAGGUGACAGCGCAGAUAUGGCUGAAUGAAGGGGAUACCCGUCGCUUGGAGCACCAAACUGACUUAGAAAACAUGUCGGAUAAAUUUUAUCACCUCACUGAAAAUUUCCCAAGCGAUGAUGGCAACGUUACUAUAUCUGAUGAUGUCGCUGUCCAUGUCUCUUCUGAACGGGAGGGGGGACAACUCCUCUUCGAUGCGAAUGGCGCGAAUGGAGAAGAGGAGGAACCACUUCCAAGUGGAAGGACAGAAUGGGAGAGGAACACCCACCUGUUGCAUAAGCCAAAUAUGGACAGACACGAUAAAAGCAAAAUUUGUGAUCUGCGAAAAAAAAGAAAAAGUAAUAACGCUUUGCUUAAAAGAAAGCAGGCCUCCCAAAUGAGCCUCCAAAAUAGUGGAAAAAAAAACAAAUCGAUGAGCACCCUUUGUAGCUUCUUCUUCCCUAGUGCGUACACAAAAUUGCUAAACGUAAACAUAAAGAAGGAAGACUCCAAAAUGGAAUAUGAUGAAUACAAGUUGAAAAAAUAUUAUUCAAAUGAAGCAUCCCUUGUCUUAUCAUUAAUAUCAACGUACAUGGUAUUUUUCAUCAGCUCGUGCAACUGCAAUUUGUCUAUAGACGACAUUUUGACGGAUGGAUUUACAUUAGCAAAUUUUUACAUUCGAAAUAAAAAUUCCCUUAUUCGAAGAGUAAGUUUUAAGUUAUUAUUUCAUAUGAUAAAUUUUAUUUUAAAAAAAAAAAAGUUUUAUUUGUUGGAGCAUGCAAAUUACAUGGACGUGAUUAGUUACAUGUCGGAAAAUGUCUGCUUCGAUCAGGAUGGCCCAUCUGUACAACUGAUGCAGUGCAUCUUAGGUGUCCACAAAGUACUUGUGGGGGAGAGUAUUCCAAGGAAGUAA